AUGAAAUAUAUUUUAUUAUUAUCGGUUGUAUUUGUAAUGCUUUCUUUGGUCCGUAGUGAAACCGAAGCCAAUCCCAGUUAUUGGAGUAGCUGUGCAGCCAAGGGUGACAAGUUGACAUUAAAGAAUGUUGUGCUAGCUCCAUUCCCACCAGUUCGUGGAAAGAACUUGAACAUCACAGUGAUUGGUACUCUAAAUGAAAAGAUCUCAAAUGGUAUCGUCUAUAUUUCAAUGAUUGGAGAUAACAAUCAGAAAAUGGAUACACAAGUCGAUAUUUGCAAGAAUAGUUUCACUCAUGCAAGUGAAUGUCCAGCACCAGCAGGUAACUUUGCCAAAACCAUUUCACUACCAGUACCAGCCAUGGCUCCACCAGGUCACUACACCACUCACAUCGUAGUGAGAGACGACAAGAAGAAUCAGAUUACCUGUUACAAUCUUGACAUUACAUUACCACACUAA
Messenger RNA from Heterostelium album PN500, 456 nucleotides. Its product is annotated as ML domain-containing protein. Bases 1 to 456 code for a protein of 151 amino acids. Gene Ontology annotation, molecular function: sterol binding. Lineage: Eukaryota; Evosea; Eumycetozoa; Acytosteliales; Acytosteliaceae. The transcript has a single exon. The record is from RefSeq and is a predicted model, not a curated record. Gene Ontology annotation, biological process: sterol transport.